CGGCGGGUGGGCAGGUGGGUGUGUGGCCGGCGGUGAGGAUGAGCGGGGGCCCGGCUUUCCUGGGUCCCGGGGAGGUGUCCCGCCACCUGGGCGGGUGCAGCCUGCUGCUGGCGCCGCUCGAGUCGGCCCUGGCCAACUUCUCCCGCGGGCCCCGCGGCGGGGUCGUGCAGCCUCUGCGCACCGUGCUGCCCGUGCCCCCGCACCAAGGCUUCCUGGGGGUGAUGCCCGCCUACAGCGAGGCCGAGGACGCGCUGACUACCAAGCUGGUGACCUUCUACGAGGGCCGCAGCCCCGGCUCCGCAGCCCCCUCGCACCAGGCCACCGUGAUGCUCUUCGACCCCCGCGAUGGGUCCCUGCUGGCGGUCAUGGAUGGAAACGUCAUCACGGCCAAACGGACUGCUGCUGUGUCGGCCAUUGCCACCAAGUAUUUAAAACCUCCGUGCAGUGAAGUGCUUUGCAUUAUCGGAGCUGGUGUUCAGGCCUACAGUCAUUAUGAGGUCUUCAUGGAGCAAUUUUCUUUUAAAGAGGUGAGGAUAUGGAAUCGCACCAAGAAGAACGCUGAGAAGUUUGCCCAGACUGUGAAAGGAGAAGUGCGAGUUUGCUCAUCAGUCCAGGAGGCUGUGAUGGACGCUGAUGUGAUCAUCACGGUCACUAUGGCUACGGAGCCCAUUCUAUUUGGUGACUGGGUGAAGCCGGGUGCACACAUUAAUGCUGUAGGAGCCAGCAGGCCUGACUGGAGGGAACUGGAUGAUGAGGUCAUGAAGAAGGCCGUGCUGUAUGUGGAUUCCCGGGAAGCGGCUCUGAAGGAGUCAGGAGAUGUCAUAUUGUCUGGGGUGGAGAUCUUUGCCGAGCUGGGCGAAGUAGUGAGAGGAAUGAAACCAGCCCAGUGCGAGAAAACCACAGUGUUCAAGUCUCUGGGAAUGGCUGUGGAAGAUACAGUCGCUGCAAAACUGAUAUAUGAUUCCUGGUCGUCUGAGAAAUGAAGCAGAGAAACCCAAUCUGGCAAGAUGGGUGUUCUUCUAUCUCAAGCAUUAUGGCCCCUGUUUGUCUCAAAUGUUUUUUUUUUCCAAUUCUCAGAAAGAGAAGCUGUUCUGUAUGGAAUGUAGUUUUUGCUAUUAACAUUAUCAGCUUUGACCGUCUAUUGUUGUUGGUAAAUUAAAUUGCAGUUAAUAUUUUCUUUUCUCUGAGUCAUCAGAUGCAAAUGUAACAUUCCUGACCACAGUCUUCACUGUGUUUUGUAACUCUUUGGAAUAAAGCCCUUUUCCUAGACUAUUCCUCUCA
Messenger RNA from Ornithorhynchus anatinus (platypus), 1281 nucleotides. RefSeq names its product crystallin mu (gene CRYM). NCBI's taxonomy places the organism in Eukaryota, Metazoa, Chordata, Mammalia, Monotremata, Ornithorhynchidae. The coding region runs from base 39 to 983 and encodes 314 amino acids. Gene Ontology annotation, molecular function: thyroid hormone binding. The transcript has 8 exons. Gene Ontology annotation, biological process: thyroid hormone metabolic process. The record is from RefSeq and is a predicted model, not a curated record. Gene Ontology annotation, cellular component: cytoplasm.